This is a messenger RNA of Sorghum bicolor (sorghum), 820 nucleotides long. RefSeq lists its product as uncharacterized. Lineage: Eukaryota; Viridiplantae; Streptophyta; Magnoliopsida; Poales; Poaceae. The record is from RefSeq and is a predicted model, not a curated record. Bases 63 to 548 code for a protein of 161 amino acids. The transcript has a single exon.
GCACAUCCAUGCAGCGCCGAGCCAUAGCGAUCGAUCCAAGUGCCAACCAGUAGCCAGCAGCCAUGUUCAGGUGCCCCAGCAAUGGCAAUGGCAAUGGCUAUGGCUACGGCCAACAGCACUCCACCACGAACUACCACCGCACCCACUCCGGCGAGCACGUCACCAAGGUCGCCCAGAGGCCCGGCGUCGUCCUGCAGCACCACGUUGUCCACAAGGAGUCGUUCAAGGAGGUCGACGGCGGCGCGGCCCCAGCCAACAACCGCCGCUGCUUCGACAACUAUCCCAUGAAGGCUAACAACGCGAUGGCAGUGAACCACCAUGGCGGAGGCUCCCACCACCGCUACGAGGCCUACGAGGAAACCUACGAAGAGUCCAGCUGCGAGGAGGAGACGUACGCAUACGGCGCCGGACGCCACCACGGGCACGGCGGCGGCGGCCGCCGCUUCGAGUACGAGACCCACGAGGAGACCUACGAGGAAGAGGAAGAGGAGGCCGUCGUGGGCGGCGGCGGCUGCGCCCAGCUCAGGCGCCCCUACUGCCGCCCAUGAGCAGGCCCCCAGCUGGAUCGUGGUGUGAAUGUGUGGAUGCCAUGCCAGAGUCCGGAUUGGUAGACGUCAUGUUGGUUUCAUAUGGGUACAAAUAAUAACCUGCAGGUGACAAACCUAGCUAAUCUCGAACGUAAAUAAAUUGUACUCCCAUUCCCAAUCCCAUUCAUAUAUCGAUGCUCUGCAUCCACCGUAUGUAUGUAUGUAUGUACUCCUGUAUGGCUGUGACUUCAGUAAAACCCAAAAAAAAUCGUGAGAUCGCGUAAACAAAACAA